AUGCCAACGAAAAAUCAUGGUUCCGAAAUAAUCUGGGAAAAUUAUUACAAAAAAAGAUUGGAAAUCCGGCUGGCCGGUGAAAAAGUCUACGAUAACGGCGGCGAAAGUUUGAUGGAAGUGUACAAAGAUUUGUGGAUGGAUGAAAAACAACGUGCGGAUAAGAUCGCAGACGGAAUUGCGACCGAAGCCGUCCGCAAAAAAAUCUCCAAGGACGAUGAAGCCAAUGCCGAUGCCGAUGCCGUGGCAUUGUUCGGUAUCUUUGGAACGAAACAGUGCAUAAAAAUUAAUAAAAUUUUAGGGGAUCACGGAUUGUACGCACCGUAUCAUUCCGCGAACGAUAUACAGUACGUCAUCACGUUACCGCAAGCCUCGGAAAUCAUGAAUGCCCAAAGUGGUGAAUCCGUCGAGGGAUAUUCGUUGGAAAACAUCGAGUUGGAAUACGAGUCCAUCGAAAAUAAUAAUCUCGCCCGAAAAUCCGAAAACUUGUACGGAUCCGAACGAGAAUUAUCGUACGAACACGUCACGCUGAUGAAAAAGACCGAAUGGGAUAAAAAUGCGACGAUCGUCAACGAAACCAUCAACGUUCCACGACGUAGUAUCAAAGCCGUCGUCAUGUUAUUCACCGAGAAAACAUCGACCGAUAGCGAAGAAUAUAUCUUCCCGAACAUCGAAAAAGUCAAAGUGACGAUCGAAGGUGUUCCCAACGUCAUUUACAGUCAGGGGAUGACGAAAACACGAAUGUACGAAGAAGCCAAACGGCUUUUUGGUACCGAUGCAAACAGUCAGCAAUCCCUGAUUAAAUUUUACAAGGAUAAAAAAUUCGCCUUGGUCACCGACUUACGAACCGUGAACGACGAAAAGACUUUCGGGAACGGUGUUAAGUGGCUGUCUCACUAA
This is a messenger RNA of Paramuricea clavata, 897 nucleotides long. The record is from the annotation of a GenBank genome assembly. Lineage: Eukaryota; Metazoa; Cnidaria; Anthozoa; Malacalcyonacea; Plexauridae.